Bathycoccus prasinos is the source of this 1533-nucleotide messenger RNA. RefSeq names its product cupin 4 family protein. NCBI's taxonomy places the organism in Eukaryota, Viridiplantae, Chlorophyta, Mamiellophyceae, Mamiellales, Bathycoccaceae. The coding region runs from base 1 to 1533 and encodes 510 amino acids. The transcript has a single exon. The record is from RefSeq and is a predicted model, not a curated record.
AUGACGACUUUUAUGAAAACGACGACGACGACGACGAUGAAAACAAAGGCGGCGACUCCAGUUGUUUUGAUGAACUGCUGCUAUUGCACCAGAAGAAGAACCGGAAAGCAGUUAAAAUCGGGGGGGGAUUCGUUGUCUGCCGCCAAAAAGAAAACACGAACGAAAAGAAGAAUGCAUUCGAAGACUCUGAGUGUGAGAGCGAAUCUAAAAGUUGAAGUGUGGGAGAGGACGUCCAUGCCCUUGAGCGAAGAGAAAGCGGAGACAUUCUUUCGAGAGUUUUGGCAGAAGAAACCCCUUCUGAUGAGAGACGCGAUUCCGAACUUUAAGUGUCCGUUAGAUACGAAUGAACUCGCCGGCCUGGCGUGCGAAGACGAAUUCAGUUCUCGUCUGAUGCGAGUGCGAGAGGAGGAUAAAAAAUGGACGUUGGAAGUUGGACCGUUUCCGGAGGAAGUGUUGCAGACGUUACCGGACGACCAAGCUUGGAGCUUGGUGAUUAAUGAGUUAGACUCGAAAAUACCGGCGAUGAAUAGCAUCAUCACGGAUUUGUUUCCGCAGUUUCCGCGGUGGAGAAUUUCGGAUAUUCAAGCGUCCGUCUCGCCAGAGGACGGAGGCGUAGGCGCGCACUCGGAUAAUUUCGACGUGUUUUUAAUACAAGCCAUAGGAGAUAAACUUUGGUCCGUUGCGGAUAACGAGGCGUAUUGGCCGGAUAAAGACGAGUCGUUCGUUCCGAACCAAGACGUUCGUAUUUUGAAAGAGUUUGUCGCGGACGAUAGCUUUUUGUUGAAACCGGGGGACAUUUUAUACUUACCGCCGAAAGUCGCGCACCAUGGGCUGGGGAAACCGCACGAAAAAGGAGCGUGUUCAGUGACGUUAAGUUUAGGCUUUUUAGCGCCCAUGCACGAGGAGAUGAUUUGGUCGUACGCGCAACAAGAAUCGAGCAAGUAUAAAGACGUUCGAUGGAGAGACCCGUGGAUGAAACCGGCGGAAUUGGGAAAGUCUGGAGCCAUCGAUAAAGAUGCCAUAUCGCACGCCUGGGGCGUUUUGAAGAAAGCGGAACCAAAAUCAGAGAGGGAUGUUGCGGUUUGGAUGGGGAAACAUGCCACGGCAAAACGGUUCGGGGAGUCCAUCGCGUUAUUCGACGAAAAAGGAUUUCUAGAACAACUCGGCGCGAAUAAAAGAGAGAUUGAUUACGACGCCUGGGAAGAAGCUGGGUUUCUGCAAAGAAACGAAAGCGUGCGGUUCGCAUUCAUCGAUAGCGUAAACGAUAAUUCCAUGGACAACGGCGACGACGACGACAGCGGGUUGUUAUUCUUUGCUGGUGGGAUUUCGUGGACGAUGAAAACGGACGAAGGAAAAGCGAUAGCGUAUACUUUAGCGAACGAAGGCGAGCUCGAGUUCAUCGGGAAACCGUUGAAAGAGAAGGAAAGUGUGGAGCUUUUAUCGCAAUUGAUCAACACAGAGUUUAUAUUCGUACCAAGCGACGAGGAUGAAGAGGAUUACGAUGAGGAUGAUGAAGACCACGAAGAGGAAUGA